Messenger RNA from Eupeodes corollae, 4183 nucleotides. It is a transcript of the gene Oatp58Dc, whose product is annotated as solute carrier organic anion transporter family member 74D. Gene Ontology annotation, molecular function: protein binding. Gene Ontology annotation, cellular component: membrane. Lineage: Eukaryota; Metazoa; Arthropoda; Insecta; Diptera; Syrphidae. The record is from RefSeq and is a predicted model, not a curated record. Bases 963 to 3242 code for a protein of 759 amino acids. The transcript has 11 exons. Gene Ontology annotation, biological process: transmembrane transport; sodium-independent organic anion transport.
UUUAAGAAAAUAAAAAAUAACAAACAAACAAAAAUGAUCACGAGGAAGAUGUGUUUUGACAUCGUGUUUUAGGAUCAGAAACUAAAGUAUAAUAAACAAACAAUACAAAGUCUACAAGGAGUUCGUAAAAAUAAUAUAUAAACCAUCGCACAUCUUAAUCCUUAUCAAUUGAAAAAAUAUUUACCAACGUUAAAUUACAGACAAACGUCGCGCUCUUAUUGGACUACUCGUAUUUAAGAUGAUUAUUUUGCUAAGAAGAAGCAAUAAUUAUUACACAUGCGGACCGCACUUCCCCGGCUCAAGUACCUACGAAUAGUAUAUCAAAAAGGCAUUGAGUUCUAAAUUCAUCAUAAUACAAUUUAUACAACUUGCAGCAUUUGUCCGUUGUCGUUGUCAUUGUCGCCUACCUAGGCAGUCAGUGCAGUAUAAUCAUCAUUAAACAACCUUAACAAGUGAUAGAUAGCUUCACAUUUUAUAGCCAUCAAUAUAAUAGUUUAUAAUUUCUGGACAAAUAGAACUCGAAACUCGAAGAGGGGAACGAGUAUUGUUGGAAAACUGUCUUCUUCGGUAUAAAACUGAAAUAGAGCACUGGAUCGACUAUUAAUAUCGCGAUAAACUUGCUGUGAUAACUCGUCCUCAUAGAUAGGAAAAUAGCUCCGCCACUGCUGCGCCCGGUAAAGACUCUAAAGAUCGUUUUGCAUCUCUUAUUUAGAGACAGACUAUGCAUUUCGAUCGGACAUACAUAGUUCAGAAAGUAACCUUCUUAAUUCUAACAAUUAGAAGAUUAAUUUAAAUUAAAAAAUAAAAUUGUGGCAAUACCUUUUGUAUCCUGUCAUACAGGAUCACCAUAAUCUAAUCUCCUUGAAAUAGAAAAAUUGCAAUAAAUUGUGAUAUAUACAAAAAAUAUAGAUAGUGUUGUGUGUUAGUGAAUUUUUAUUUAGAAAUAAAAUUAUUAUUUAAAAAUGACUGAGAGUAAAAGCGGAAAUCAAAAGGAUAAUCGUGAUGAGGAUAUCGAUGUGGAAGCCAAGUUACUCAAUAAUGGAACUAAACAGAAGGACGAUGAGAAAUCAGCAGGAAGAGAGGAGAAAAAUGCCGAGGAGAAUGAGGUCAAGAUGAGCGUUGAUAUUGACAAACUGCUCAAGGAUAUGCCAUUGACAGAUGAUCUUACUUGCGGAUUUUGGAUCUUCAGAGGACGAUUCUUUCAAGCUUUUGCCAAUCAAACAGCCUAUGUUUGCCUUUAUGGCUUAGUUGGAUGUGUAUUCUCAAUGACAUAUGCCUAUUUCAACGGGACGAUAACAACAAUAGAAAAACGUUUCAAAAUUCCAUCCAAAAAUACUGGAAUAAUAUCUGUGGGAAAUGAUAUAAGUCAAAUGUUCGUAUCGGCAGCAUUAAGUUAUUAUGCUGGAAAAGGACAUCGACCAAGAUGGAUUGGAUUUGGUCUUCUAACUAUUGUUGCAUUUUGUCUUCUAACUGCAUUGCCCCACUUUUUAUACGGCCCAGGAGAGGAUGCAUUAUCACUUACAGAAGAAUUUGGUGCUCUGCCUGAUGAAAAUGCUACAAUGGAAGCUCUUGAAGCACAACGUUCAAAAUUACUUUGUAGAAACAAAGGAAAUGGUUUAGAAUGCGAACAUGGUGAAGGAAAUCUAGCUCCUCAAGUAGUGCUUUUUAUAGCUCAAUUCAUCUCUGGUAUUGGAGGAUCCUUAUAUUAUACUCUGGGAGUGUCCUACAUGGAUGAUAAUACCAAAAAAUCAAAAACUGCCGCUCUCUUAAGUUUAUCGUACUUCCUUCGUAUGUUGGGACCAGCUCUGGGCUAUGCUCUAGCUUCAUUCUGCCUGCGAGUUUAUAUUGCACCAAAUUUACGUCCAGUUAUUGGACAAAAAGAUCCACGAUGGUUGGGUGCCUGGUGGAUGGGUUGGUUGUUGUUGGGUGGACUUCUAGCUGCAUCAGGAUUCUUUCUAACAAUGUUUCCAAAACAAUUGCCAAGAGCAGCAGCAAGACAAAUUGUUGAAGCUGAAAGGAAAAAGCUGAAAGAAAAAGGUGUUGAAAAAACCGAAAAAGAUCUUGAAGCAGAAGUUGAGACACCAGCAUCGAUGAAGGACAUGUUGAAGACAUUUAAAAGAUUGCUUAAAAAUCCAACUUUGAUGUGUAAUAAUUUCUCGUCGGUGUUUUAUUUGUUCGGUUAUACGCCGUAUUGGAUUUUCACACCGAAAUAUAUUGAGAUUCAAUAUAGACAGUCUGCGGCGACCUCAAGUUUGGUAACGGGAACUAUAGCAUUGGGUUUUUCUGCAAUUGGUGUUCUUCUAUCGGGUUAUGUCAUCUCGAAAUAUAAGCCAAAAGCUCGAUACAUGGCAGCUUGGAAUGUUUUGGUUGGUUUCCUGACAGUUGCUGGUAUGUUGACAUAUUCGUUUAUUGGAUGUCCUGGAAAUGAGAAAUCAGUCAUUGUGAAUAUUCAUGAUAGCUCAACAAUGAGUACAACUUGUAAUUCAAAUUGUCAAUGUGAUUAUGUGAGAUAUUCACCAAUUUGUGGUGAAGAUGGAAUGACAUAUAUUUCACCAUGCCACGCAGGCUGCAAGAAUGAGCAGAUUUCAUCAAAAGGAGUUAAGACAUAUUUUGACUGUUCCUGCAUUCCUAGCAACAAUUCGACACGUGCAAGUCCAGUAUUUGCCCGCCUAACUUCUCUCAAUGAAAGCUCGACGGAUGACUUUCUCGAUUUAGAUGACGGGACAACAACAAUCACUCCAUCCGAUUUCGGUUUGGGUGGACAAGCUAUUCCAGGAUCAUGUCCUGUGAACUGUUACAGCUACUUUGUGACAUUUUUGGCGGUUUUGUGUGCCCUUAAGUUCAUUGGUGCCACUGGUCGUGCUUCGAAUUUCUUAGUUUCCGUGAGAUGUGUCCCGGAAAAGGAUAAAACAGCUGCCAUGGGUUUUGGUCUUAUGAUGAUGAGUCUGUUCGCUUUCAUCCCGAGUCCAAUAUUCUUUGGAUGGGUGAUAGACAAGCUUUGUUUGGUUUGGGGUAAGACUUGUUCGAACAAAGGCAACUGCUGGCUCUAUGAUCCAGAAUCUCUCAGAUACACAUUGAACUUCAUUGCCUCAAUAUUUGUGACUCUUGGUUCAAUAUUCGAUGUGGGCGUCUGGUACUAUGUUAAGGACUUGAAAAUAUUCGAUGAGGAAGUCAAAGAUGUGGAAUUGAAAGUGGUGCAGCACGAGGAGGAUGCCACCCCUGAAAAGAAGACGGAAAUUUAAUUUCAAUUCAAAAGCAUCAAACUCUCGUCAAGAACAAAAAAAGGAUGUGACAGCUUUUUUUUGUUGUUGUUUCUGCUGUCUUCGUCCUGAUGAUGAUAUUCAUUCAAUUGAACCCAUCCAAUAUUUUUUUUAUAUAUACAUACAUAUAUAAGACCAAGCAGAGAACUUACCAAUAUAUGGGUGGGUGCGGGUGGUUAUGAGUGGACAGGGGGGUUAUGGUGUAUAGUAUAGUAUUUUUAGUUGUGAAGCAAAAGUGAUUAUUGAAUUCCUUUGUCCGUCGUCGCCUAUCGUCGUCGUCGUAUCGUUUCUACUUUUAUUAUUUUCUCUCUGCUCAUAUUUUAUCUCUCAACUCAAAGGACUUUCAAUUCGAUUCGAUUAGAGAUGCAUAGCAUAUAUAGCGCAACAUCAAAAUGACCGUCAAAGGAGUCUGAACCUUCACAGCACAGCACAUCACAAUUAAUUCGAUUCUUUCAAAGAUGGCGAUGUUUCUAAUUACUCUCAUAGUUUUAUUUUCUUCACUAUUGUUUUUGUUUCUUUUGUUCAUUUGUUGUCGUUGAUAAAAAGAACUUAAUACCAUUGGUCAAUAUAUAAGUAAUGCUGACAAAAACAAAAAUCACUUCAAAUUUUUCCUUUGAUUUUUUUUCAAAAGGAUAUCAUUAUUUGAAAUGCAUUUUCAGUCAUUAGGAAAAUUUGAUGAACUUAUAAUAGGAUGUUUUUUUUUUUGUAGGAACAAAUAGUUGUUUUUUGUUCAUUUGUUUUUGUUUUAAUUUUAAUUUUUAAGUUUUAAGUUUUCUUUGUUUUAAGAUUAUGUAUUAUUUGUAUUUGUAAAUAUUUAACAGUGUAUAUUAAUAUGAAUAAAAGAAGAACUUAGAGUAUUCUGUAAAAAAUAUAAACUAAAUAAAAUCUUCUUUAUAAGUCGAAAGUUUUUGUUUUGAAACUUA